AUGGCUUCGAACCUCACACCAGCAACACAAGCCCCGGAUGGUCGAGUGAGCAACCUCAUCAACCCCACUGGUGUUGGGUACCGCAUCACCAUCACCAACAUUGUCUGUAUAGUUCUCUUCAUGAUUGUAGUAGUUGUCCGUUUGAUUACUCGGAUAUUCCUCAAUAGAUCAUUUGGUCACGAUGACUCACUCAUUCUUUUUGCUACUGCGUCAUUCUUGGCCAUCAUGGGCGUCUUCCAAUGGAUGGUGUCACUAGGACUAGGAAAACAUCUCUGGGACGUACCAUUGGAGAACUACUCGCCCAAUUUUCUCCGCGCCUGGCUCACGGUAGCUGUACUAUACUCAGCAUGCAUGCUCACCAUGAAACUGUCCGUCCUCAUGCUAUACCGUCGUCUCUUCCCUAUCCAGAACUUUCGUAUUCAGUGGUGGUGUGCAUUCUUUUUUGUCAAUGCUUACAGCGUGAUGUUCAUUUUUGCAUCGCUAUUCUCUUGCUCUCCGGUCUCAGCAGCAUGGGAUAUUACUGUAUCAGAGCACAAAUGCAUCAACAGAACAGCGUUGUAUAUCGCCUACACUGUUAUGAACAGCAUCAGUACAUGGUGGAUUCUACUAAUGCCCAUGCCGAUUGUCUGGAGUCUUGCCUUGAAGAACGACCAAAAAUACCUUCUUACCUCUCUCUUUGCCCUUGGAUCAUUACCUUGCGUAACAAGUAUAGCUAGACUAAAGGUCCUUGUCGAUUGGCUUCAUCAUGGUGCUAAUGACAACGACAUCACUUACACAUUAUGGGAUAUAGUCCUCUGGACCCAACUCGAACUCACCGUCUGCAUGAUCUGCGCCUGCGGCCCUACCCUCCGCACCUUCAUAGACCGUCAAAUCAAAAUCGUCAAAACAAUAACCAGCGAACGCAGCUGGAGCAAAUCCUGGAUGUCACGCAGCUGGAGCAAGAGCUGGGGAAGCAGUUCCACACGCUCACGAUCCCAUUCCCACUCCCACGGCAACUCAUCCUACGCCACUGAUACCACACUCGCAAAGUCUUCACGUCUGGGCUCUGACGCAAGUCACCUGCCAAACUUCAUCGAGAUGCUGCAAGGCAGGGGUACGAAAAACAAGGCUUUGAUAACGAGUCGUGAUGUUGGUGCUGAUACGGCGAGUAUGGAGCAUAUUGUGGACGAAGAGGAGUUUCAUGUUAAGCCUGACCAAGAAGGGAUUAUGGUACAUACGUCUUAUCAGGUCAGGACGGUGAGAGAGGAUGUGUAA
Messenger RNA from Aureobasidium melanogenum CBS 110374, 1254 nucleotides. RefSeq lists its product as uncharacterized. The transcript is spliced from 4 exons. The coding region runs from base 1 to 1254 and encodes 417 amino acids. NCBI's taxonomy places the organism in Eukaryota, Fungi, Ascomycota, Dothideomycetes, Dothideales, Saccotheciaceae. The record is from RefSeq and is a predicted model, not a curated record.